AUGUAUCAAGAAUGUCAUCAAGGAAUAAUUAGGAAUCUAGCGAUUGGUAUCGGAAUCCAAAAUUUCCCUGAAGGACUGGCAGUAUCAUUGCCCCUUCAAGCAGCUGGUUUCAGCACUCUCAAGAGCUUCUGGUAUGGCCAAUUAUCGGGUAUGGUUGAGCCAAUUGCUGGUGUCCUCGGCGCUGCGGGCGUUUCACUCGCAGCACCAGCUCUCCCUUAUGCACUUGCUUUUGCUGCAGGCGCCAUGAUUUAUGUCGUCGUUGACGACAUUAUCCCGGAAGCGCAUCAAAGUGGAAACGGAAAAAUCGCCAGCUGGGGUGCAAUGGUAGGAUUUUUAAUAAUGAUGUCACUGGACGUUGGACUUGCGUAGGGUACAAAAAAAUUAUUUUCAAUGAUAGGACACUGAUUUGUUAAUAUGAGAUCAAUAGAUAGACUAAUAAAAAUAAUUUGUUGACGGAUCCAAUGGAAGAGCGAUUGUAAUACCUUUUGUAUAAACAUACAGUGUGAAGUGCAAAUUUUUAAAUUAUUAUCAUUCAAACUUGUGAAGGGCCAUGAAGAAUCCAUCGAUAUUUAUUUAUCAAUGUUCCACAACGACGAAAUUGAUCUUUGAUUAACAAUCAACAAUCAUUAUUCAGGUUUUCGGGUUUAGGGAAUAUGUAUACGAAAUCCCAAUUGGGAAACCGUGAGAAGCCGAACAGAAACAUUUAUUUCUAAGAAGCUCUUUAUAUAGCAUUCGUAUUUUCUUAUUAUUCGAUGUAAUGGUCGUUCAUAAAUGAAUAAAUAAGAGAUAAAAUGUUAAAAAUGA
Fopius arisanus is the source of this 804-nucleotide messenger RNA. Its product is annotated as zinc transporter ZIP11. Bases 1 to 369 code for a protein of 122 amino acids. Gene Ontology annotation, cellular component: membrane. The transcript has 3 exons. Gene Ontology annotation, molecular function: zinc ion transmembrane transporter activity. NCBI's taxonomy places the organism in Eukaryota, Metazoa, Arthropoda, Insecta, Hymenoptera, Braconidae. Gene Ontology annotation, biological process: zinc ion transmembrane transport. The record is from RefSeq and is a predicted model, not a curated record.